AUGGAGGACCUCAGCGACGAGCAGAAGCAGCGCAUGGAAGAAAGCCGGCAGAAAGCACUCGCAAAAAGAAAAGCCGCUCAAACUGCAAACCUCAUCAGAAACACUGUUUUCGUGGAAAAUAAACCGGCUGGGUCUCGAGCCGGGGAAGGUUUCUUCGAGCCUGAUGCGCCUGCACCUGUGAAGAAGUUAUACCAGCCCCCGGAACACGAAGUGGAAUGCGUCGAAUGUGAGAGGCCAUUCCUGGAAUCCGUGGGACGACAGAAGUUCUCCCUUGAUCUAUGUGAUGAAUGCAGGAAAUCUCUGGAUAAAUAUCGCUUGGUGCCGCGAACUGAAGCAAAGACAUUAUUCAAGCUUAAGGACUGCGACCUGGACAUGCGACCGCCACCUUUGAAGUGCUUAGAAAAACCGAAUCCACAUAGGGAACACGGAGCUGCAAUGAAAUUAUACCUGUUCUGCCAGCUGGAAGAACGCGCGAAAGAAGUCUGGGGAAGCCUUGAUGCAUUGGAGAAGGAAAAGAACAAAAGGAAGACGGAUGCGAAGAAAAGGAAAAAGGCGGCUUUCACAAAUAAAAUAUCCGAGUUACGUCGAGAGCUCCGGGCGCAAGCCUAUCAGCUUCCCGCUAAUCACGAGCACACCUACGGAGAUGAGAAGAAAAGUGACGACAACGAGGACGAGUACUUCAAAGAAUGCACCUCUUGUGGAUAUCGAUUAGUGUUCGAAAAGUUGUGAUACUUCCAGACGAGAGCCGAGGAAAAAUACUGUAAAUUUCGCGAGGCACCCUCCAGGAGCACGUGAAGCAUGUCCGUCAUCUGUGAAUUCAUAUCAUUCAUUCGGGAGAACACUAACGAUCUGACGGAUCGUAAGGUUCUCAUCUCAGCCCGCGCAUGACUCACGAAGCACGUCUCUUCGAUGUCCUUAUUAAACUUGCAUGGAGUAGAUGACGAGAGCUCACAUUUUUAAAAAACGAAAUAAAGUUCAGUGAGUGACUUGGUCAUCUUUUUAGCUUUU
Molecule: messenger RNA, 1008 nt
Organism: Galendromus occidentalis (western predatory mite)
Lineage: Eukaryota; Metazoa; Arthropoda; Arachnida; Mesostigmata; Phytoseiidae
Gene: Xpac
Product: DNA repair protein complementing XP-A cells homolog Xpac
Exons: 5
Coding region: 1-729 (242 amino acids)
Biological process (GO): nucleotide-excision repair, DNA damage recognition; base-excision repair; nucleotide-excision repair involved in interstrand cross-link repair
Cellular component (GO): nucleotide-excision repair factor 1 complex
Molecular function (GO): damaged DNA binding
Source: RefSeq, a predicted model, not a curated record